Molecule: messenger RNA, 4196 nt
Organism: Lates calcarifer (barramundi perch)
Lineage: Eukaryota; Metazoa; Chordata; Actinopteri; Centropomidae
Gene: sack1c
Product: family with sequence similarity 83 member C
Exons: 5
Coding region: 648-2486 (612 amino acids)
Source: RefSeq, a predicted model, not a curated record
GGAAGUCCAGGCACCUGCUGUCAGCUGGUUGUCCUGACAACGGAGACACAAUAGGAGGGGGGAGGGGGAGGGGGAGGAGCCUCUGGGUGUUGAAGACCAAUGACAGGACAGGUAGCAACAGGUGAGCAGAAGACACACACCUGACACACACACACACACACACUGAGGCAGAGCAGAGGAGGCUCCUGGGACCGCAGCUCUGACGGGACAGGGAACCAGAGAAGCGAGGACCAUUUCACCGCCUCCGAGGACCAGCUGCUGCGGAUCUGGAUUAUUACCGGGAUUAUUUCCCCGACGACAGAAACAAACGGGAACUAUUCAGUCAGAAGUUUACAGAGUGUGUGUGGUGAGUUAGAGAGUGUGUGCGGCUGCAGGGUGUUUAUUUUAGAGUAUCACCCCUGUGUGUGUGUGUGUGUGGUAGAUUAAUGAUCCUGGGUCUCCUGGACUCGUCCUGCUCUGAUCCACGUUGCUCGGUUCUGUUGCUCUGAUGGAGACUUCCCGUGUGUUCGGCUCCGGUGUUUCUCCAGCAGCAGAGCAGCAGGACCCGGUUCGGCUGUGAGACGUUCACUUGUAUCCGUUCACCACCUGUUUGUACAAACCGGGGACUCGCCGCUUUAAUCCCACAGUCGCUGACUUACACAGGAGCCAUGAUCAGCUCGGAGGGCCUGCGCCCGGCCACGAACGGCAGGAAGCCGCUGGGGAAGCUCGCCUCUCGGCUGGAGGAGGUGAAGAACCCGUGGCGGCAGGUCUCCACGCUGGAGCUGAGCCACAACGAGGCGGCCCGGCUGGCCACGGACGCCCUGCUGGAGCACGGGGAGAAGGAGUACCGCAGGGUCCUGAGCGAGGAGCGGGAGCUCAACUUCCUCUCCCCGCAGGAGAUCCACUACAUCACCCACCACGCGGCCAAAACCUGCGGCGCCGACAGCAACGGCGUCGGCCCCAACGACCGGGACUUCGGGGACGGGGACGCCGUGUCCGAGCUCACCUCCGGGACUUACUUCCCCAUGAUGUCCGACGAGGAGCCGCCGAUGCUGGAGCUCGGCUGGCCGGACUCCCCGGCGAGAUACGGACCGUCGGAGACCCAGAUCUACUUCCAGAGGGACAAGUCUCACAACGUCAAAGACCUCAUCAGGUCCCUGAUCAACAAAGCCAAGAAGGUGAUCGCCGUGGUGAUGGACGUGUUCACUGACGUGGACCUGAUGUGCGAUCUCAUGGAGGCGUCCAACAAGCGCCGGGUCCCCGUCUACAUCCUGCUGGACGAGAAGAACCUGAGCUACUUCACAGACAUGUGCUGUGCACUCGACAUUCAGAACUCACACCUGAGUAACAUGCGUAUUCGCAGUGUGUGCGGCGACACGUACUGCACCAAGAGCGGCAAGAAAUUCACCGGUCAGGUCCUGGAGAAGUUCAUGAUCAUUGACUGUGAAGAGGUCAUCGCAGGGUCGUACAGUUUCACCUGGCUGUCGGCUCAGGUGCACAGCAACAUGGUGAUGCAUUUCUCCGGACGCAUCGCCGACAGCUUCGACCGGGAGUUCCGCUGUCUGUACGCCGACUCGCAGAUCAUUGACUGCUUCUACAACCCAGACGAGGAGGGGAUGCCUUACUACCCGCCCUACCAAGCCGUGAUGGGCCCCGGUAUGGGCAUGGCGCUCGGCCCGGUCAUGGGACUGGAUUUACUCUCUGACAGGCAGAGGGACAGGGGCUGCUCUGAAAACUCCAGCAGCCAAUCGAGUAACAGCGUCUCCAGUGUGAAGGCUGCGCCCGGGAUGACCUCUAACACCGUCUACAAGGUCACUCAAAGCCACGACAAGAAGGAGCCCAGCAACAACUUACACCUCAGCCCUGAGAGGAGAGGUGGAGGUGGAGACCAUGCAGGAGGACACACCCCGACAUCAGGACCCUGGAUCUCUGCUAACGGAGCAGCCAAUCACAUCCCAGGUCCCGAGCGGCCGUCGCCGACCUACGGUCAGUCGAUGGGCAUCGAGUGGAACAAGCCCAACGCGGCGGACGCCAUGAGGUCGAAUAUCGGCGGCACCUCCUCCAAGUUCCAGGCGCUGGGGUUGUACGACCACAAACUGAGCUUGUUCCACAACACGCCCAACUCAAACCUGAACCCCAAGACCCAGACGCCCUCCCCGGUCAAUGACAGCAAACUCACCCCCAAGCAGAGGACUCCCUCCAACCAGUUCCUCAACAAGCUCACAGACCGGUUCCUGCCCACCUCCAACAAAGACAAAGACAUCUUCAACUUCCGGAGGUCGCCGUCCCCUCACGGCUCCUCGCCCUGGGCGGGGCCGGACCUCUCUCAAACCGAGCCGGAGAGCCAGCAGAGCCCGCCUCCCCCGCCCUCUCCGGGCGUGCUGAUGAGCCGACAGGACCAGAAGAGAAUGACGCUGGGCCACAGCAAGCUGGACCUGGUGAACCAAUACAACAAGAUGAAAUCCAAGCAGGUGUACAGCCGCUUUGAGCUCAAGAGCUCCAACUAACGAACUCAGACUGAUUCCCUUUGCAUCUGUCUGAUGUCUGGUAUUAUGUUCAUGGAGAAAGUCUCCAUGGAUCUUUAGUGAAUCUUGAGUUAAACCAGUCGUUUGUCUUCUGCCACAGCUCUAAUGUUAUCUGGUGGAAACAGAACCAUUGCAGCCAUGUUGGCUCACAGGCUCCUUCUCUUCAAUCCACAGAGUUUUCCUCUGUGAUUACAGGAAUCACACUGUCUCUGCCAUCAUUACAAGUACAGAGGGGCUGAGAUUCUCUCCUCAUCACUCACUGACAGAUUUACAGCUGAUCUACUGACAGGGAGAAAAACUGGGUUUGAGUUCAUGAAAGUUUUUAACCUUUUAAAGAAAAUGUGAAUUUUUGGCUUCGACUCAAAAAUUAAAAUACAGGUUAAAAUGAUUUUCCUCAGUGGAACCUCCUGCUGCCUUUUCUCCUCUGCACUCCACAGAUUUUAUACUCCGAGACAAUCUGCAUCUCAGCUUUAACUUCUUCUAAAAUAACAUGAAUGUCAAAAUCAAUUUGGAUUUUCUUGAUUUUUCACUUUUUAUAUAUUAUUUGAUACAAACAGCAAAACAGAAAAAGGAUUCAGCAGUACAGAGGAUAACAUGUACAGACACGGUGUCACAUUUAAUGCAGCCCUGAAUGUAACGAAAAGCCUCCUCAUCCUGUUCCUUCUGUGGUUUUACUUAGAUUUACAUUAUUCCUGUGACACUCCUGUAUUAUAUAUAUUAUAUAAGAUGUGCCUUGAUCAUCCUGCCUUAACGUUUACAAUCAUAUUUUAGACAAACAGUAGAAUCUCCACUGACUUAAAACAAGUGUUAAUUAAAGGACACUAAUGCCUGUUUUACUUUGUUUGUUCACUAAAGGGAACAAAGCUCGUUGUAAAUAGAAGCAGUGCGAUAAUAUUCCUCCUCCUCCUCCUCCUCCUCCUCCUCCUCCUCCUGCUGCUGUAGCUCAUCCUCUGGGAAUUUAGGUGUAAAUGUAGGAAGUGAAAGUCUUUGGUGGAUUUUGAGGCCAUGCAGGUGGAAAAUACUGCUCUCAGCAGAAAUGAGAUAAAUAGACAGGUGUGAGAGGAAUCUGUACGUUUUACAGUAAAAUUUGUUUCUUCAUUACAGAGGAUUGACUCCUCAUAUUGUACUUUUUUUUAACAAUAAAUAGCAUUUGUACAGAGACUGUUCACACACUUAGAUACAGUUAAUACUAAUUGUAUUAUUUCUGUGUGUUUUCUCUCGUCGUUUUUGGAGAUGAACUGUGCUGAUGCACUACAGGGCUUUACAUGACAUUCCUCCUGAGUGUGGAAAACAGACUUUUGCUGUUGCCACCUAAGCAAUACUGAUUGACAAUGAUCAAUGAUUUUGAUAUGUGUGUUCUCACUCUGUGUGUGUGUUUACUGCUCGUCUCAGCUGGCAGUGUUGUUGUUGUUCUUUUGUCAUUACGAGCUGAAUCAGCCAGACAGUUUGCAGACAUUGAUUCGUUUAUGCCUCACGUUUGUCUGAGUGAUGUACAUUAUGUUGUAAAUAUGAACUGACUGUCGGACUCUGGGUUAUUGUUAAAGAAACACUUCUUCAGCUGAUAUGUUUAUGUAAUUUUAUUUUUACAGUGUGUUAUUUACUGGAGAAUGUGAACUUUUCUGUGUUUACUGUUGGUCUUAAUUUGUAAGAUGAACGUUUAAGGAUUUAAUAAAAUAAAAAAGUUGAAGAGCU